Messenger RNA from Closterium sp. NIES-65, 1875 nucleotides. Lineage: Eukaryota; Viridiplantae; Streptophyta; Zygnematophyceae; Desmidiales; Closteriaceae. The record is from the annotation of a GenBank genome assembly.
AUGGGAGUGAGGAGGGAUGAGAAGGAGGAAGAAGCGAGGACAGAGAUGGGAGUGAGGAGGGAUGAGAGUGAGGAAGAAGGUAGGACGAGGACUGGAGAGAGAAUGGAUCAGAGGGAAGAAGGAAGGAGAGAGAUGGGAGUGAAGAGGGAAGAGAGGGAGGAAGAUUGGAGGAGAGAGAUGGCAGUGAGGAGGGAAGAGAAGACGGAAGAAGGGAGGACAGAGAUGGGAGUGAGGAGGGAAGCGAGGGAGGAAGAAGGGAGGAGAGAGAUGGGAGUGAGGAGGGAAGAGAGGGAGGAAGAUUGGUGGAGAGAGAUGGGAGUGAGGAGGGAAGAGAAGAAGGAAGAAGGGAGGACAGAGAUGGGAGUGAGGAGGGAUGAGAGGGAGGGAGAUGGGAGGACAGAGAUUUACAACAUCUCUUCACUGUCACCCACGCCCUACUCAACCCCUAUCCCUUUCAGUUUCCAGGCCAGGUCCCCUCUUCUGAUAUACCUUUCGCAACCCAUCACUUUCCCCUCCCUUUGUUCCUCAACAGGCAGCAAUAUGGGGAUUGUGCCUUGUCUCUGUCCCUCCUUCAUCCUCCCUCUCAUCCCUCCACUCCCAUCUCUCUCCUCUCUUCUUCCUCUCUCUCAUCCCUCCACUCCCAUCUCUGUCCUCCCCUUUUCCUCUCUCUCAUCCCUCCAAUCCCAUCUCUGUCCUCCCUUCCUCUCUCUCAUCCCUCCACUCCCAUCUCUGUCCUCCCUUCUUCCUCUCUCUCAUCCCUCCACUCCCAUCUCUGUCCUCCCUUCUUCCUCUCUCUCAUCCCUCCACUCCCAUCUCUCUCCUCCCUUCUUCCUCUCUCUCAUCCCUCCACUCCCAUCUCUGUCCUCCCCGUUUCCUCUCUCUCAUCCCUCCACUCCCAUCUCUGUCCUCCCUUCUUCCUCUCUCUCAUCCCUCCACUCCCAUCUCUGUCCUCCCUUCUUCCUCUCUCUCAUCCCUCCACUCCCAUCUCUGUUCUCCCUUCUUCCUUUCUCUCAUCCCUCCACUCCCAUCUCUCUCCUCUCUUCUUCCUCUCUCUCAUCCCUCCACUCCCAUCUCUGUCCUCCCCUUUUCCUCUCUCUCAUCCCUCCACUCCCAUCUCUGUCCUCCCUUCUUCCUCUCUCUCAUCCCUCCACACCCAUCUCUGUCCUCCCUUCUUCCUCUCUCUCAUCCCUCCACUCCCAUCUCUGUCCUCCCUUCUUCCUCUCUCUCAUCCCUCCACUCCCAUCUCUCUCCUCCCUUCUUCCUCUCUCUCAUCCCUCCACUCCCAUCUCUGUCCUCCCCUUUUCCUCUCUCUCAUCCCUCCAAUCCCAUCUCUGUCCUCCCUUCUUCCUCUCUCUCAUCCCUCCACUCCCAUCUCUGUCCUCCCCUUUUCCUCUCUCUCAUCCCUCCAAUCCCAUCUCUGUCCUCCCUUCUUCCUCUCUCUCAUCCCUCCACUCCCAUCUCUGUCCUCCCUUCUUCCUCUCUCUCAUCCCUCCACUCCCAUCUCUUUCCUCCCCUUUCCCUCUCUCUCAUCCCUCCAAUCCCAUCUCUGUCCUCCCUUCUUCCUCUCUCUCAUCCCUCCACUCCCAUCUCUGUCCUCCCUUCUUCCUCUCUCUCAUCCCUCCACUCCCAUCUCUGUCCUCCCCUUUUCCUCUCUCUCAUCCCUCCAAUCCCAUCUCUGUCCUCCCUUCUUCCUCUCUCUCAUCCCUCCACUCCCAUCUCUGUCCUCCCUUCUUCCUCUCUCUCAUCCCUCCACUCCCAUCUCUGUCCUCUCUGUCCUCGCACCCAUCCCUGCCCUGCCUUUGUCCUCCCUCUCAACCCUUCUCACUCCCAUCUCUCUCCUCCCUUUCUCCUCCCUCUCGUCUCUUGUCAGAUUGA